CUCCCCAGAGCGUCGAUCCUUCGAUAGGUGGGAAGCAUUGCAUUGCAUAUGGGCUGUGGUCCAACCCUGCAUGAACACUUGGGUCACGAGCACGCAAUUGGGGUUCGUACUUACGAGCGAGGCACGCCAUUUGUCGCACGGGCCGCCGUUGGCGAUGGGCGAUGUCGUCGUGUGACCUUGGAUGAGGUGAGAGCACGUUGGGAGGCGCGAGGGACGAGAGAUUGCUUGGCUUCGUACGACUUCAUCUUCGACAGAUUGAGCAUCGCAUCUGAUCUCCCUCCCAUUCGCUUCAUUCAAGCAUCACCUCGAAGCGCGGCCAAUCAUGACGGCCUCUCUGCACCAACCGACGCUCAACCGCCGCGAUACCGAGGUGACGGUGGAGCAGGAGAGUCCAGACGCCAACGAAGAUGGCACGCGACAGCUCGGCGGCAACGCAAGUUCGAGCGAUGACGAGCUCAAGAAGAAAGAUCUUGCCGGCGAGGACGGCGCACCUGGUGCUGGCGCUCUCAGCCAGCUUAGCGACGAUACCGAGGCGAACAAGCCUCAGUCGCAGGGAGAGCUUGCACAGGGACGCCAAGUGGGUACUUUGAGCGCGACUUUCUUGAUCGUCAACCGUAUCGUGGGGACCGGUGUGUUCUCCACGACGAGCACCAUCCUCACACAGAGUGGAAGCGUUGGCAUGAGCCUUCUGUACUGGGUCAUCGGUGCAAUCGUGGCCUUUGCUGGUUUCAGUGUAUACUCGGAAUUCGCCACGAUGAUGCCCAAAAACGGUGGCGAGCUCAAUUAUCUCCAACACGCCUACCGCAAGCCGCGGGGCCUUGCCGCUGUCAUGUAUGCGGCUCAGGCUUUCCUCCUUGGACAGGCAGCAGGCAACGCUUAUUCAGCUGGGCAAUACUUUCUCAAAGCUGGAGCUUCCAAUGGAAGGGGCAAUGCCUCUGAAUGGCCAGCGCGGGCGAUCGGUGUCGGUGUCCUCUUUGCGGCGCUCAUCAUGCAUUCUACGGCACUCAAGUGGGGAUUGCGCUUUCAGAAUGCCCUCGGCACCUUUAAGCUCAUCAUCCUGACGCUUAUCGCCUUUUCGGGCUUUGCAGCCCUAGCUGGCCGCUCUGUUGCGGGUACGGCGGGGACUGCAAACUUCAAGAACGCCUUUGUCGGCACAAGGGGUGACGUUUUCUCAAUCUCAAACUGUCUCUACAACGCCAUCUGGUCGUAUCAAGGCUAUUCCAACUGUUUUUACAGUCUUGGUGAGGUCCAGAACCCCGCACGCCUCAUGCGCAGGGCAGGGCCAUUGGCACUUCUGGUGAUCGCAGCCCUCUAUGUGCUCGUUCAAGUCGCCUAUUUCGCCGCCAUCCCACUGGAAGGAGUCGCCGCCAGCGAGCAGAUCAUUGCCGCCGACUACUUCAAUAACAUGUUCGGCGGCCGCUCUCGUCAAGCUCUUUCGGUCUUCGUAGCUCUCAGCGCUGUAGCCAACGUAUUCAGCGUCGUCUUCUCACAGGGCCGUGUCAAUCAAGCUCUCGGACGCGACGGACUCAUCCCCUUUGGCAAAUUCUUCGCAUCUUCCCGCCCGUUCAACACCCCUAUGGCCGGCCUGGCAUGGCACGUAGCCAUGACGCUCAUCAUCCUCUUGGCGCCUCCUCCUGGAGACACUUAUCAAUUGGUCUUAGCCUUGUCGAGCUAUCCUCUCAACGUUGUUAACGCCGCAGUUGGUCUGGCGUUGCUGGCUACGUACGUGCCCCGCUCCUGGCGCCCGGAGUGGGCGCGCGAUUGGGCGAGUCCAUAUCGCGCCUCCCUUCCGGUGACCCUCUUUUUUAGCCUCAUUUCCAUCUUCCUCUGCGUCGGGCCUUUCAUUCCGCCAGAGAGGCGGCAGGACGCCGUCUACGCCCACUUGUGGUACGCACUAGCCCCCGUCAUUGCCCUGGGCUUGUUGGGCCUUGGAGCCCUCUGGUGGGUCGUGAGAUGGUGGGCUCUGCCCAAGAAGGGAGGCUAUGUGCUCGAGCCCGUUGAGAGGACGCUCAGUGACGGCAAUGUGGUGACUGCUUGGGAGAAGAGGAAAGUUGAAGCUGUCAGCUCGUAGGCAGAUUUAGGAGAGCAAGGAAACGGACAAUGAGUCAAGCGCGCAAAGCAACGCAGCAGCAAACGAUGAUACCCCAACAAACGCAGAUCCAACUCUCAACCGACAGACAGACUCAGUCACUAUGUAGCAUCAUGCAAUUCACAACACCUCCAACAGGUCAACAGCCUCUAUCUGAUUGUUUCGUCUAGUGCAAAAGAUUAAAUAGACG
This is a messenger RNA of Jaminaea rosea, 2279 nucleotides long. RefSeq names its product amino acid transporter. NCBI's taxonomy places the organism in Eukaryota, Fungi, Basidiomycota, Exobasidiomycetes, Microstromatales. Gene Ontology annotation, molecular function: L-amino acid transmembrane transporter activity. Gene Ontology annotation, cellular component: membrane. Gene Ontology annotation, biological process: amino acid transmembrane transport. Bases 323 to 2071 code for a protein of 582 amino acids. The record is from RefSeq and is a predicted model, not a curated record. The transcript has 2 exons.